AUAAAUUAAGUGAUGAGUUUACUUUCAGAUGGAUGUAUAUUUCUCUGGUGUUGACAUGAAGCAGCAUCGACAGCACUGGUUAAAACAUCAGUGUUUUCUAUGUUUUUCUGAUUCAUUCAAAGGUUUUCCACCUGAUGGUUAACACUGAUUUAAAACUGAUGAAUCUGCUGAAGCUGAAGAAAUGACGAGCUGUUUGGUGACUGAGUGAAAUCCAGUUUAAAACUCUGGGUAGAUGGAACAAUCCUUUAAAGAGGUGAAGCUGAACAAGGUCACAGACAGAACUGAACAUUAUUGAUUCAUGGAUCUUUAUUCAUGUUGUCUGUUUCAGUCAAAGACAUUUCAGUGUUUUUAGGACUGUUUUUAUUGGCUCAGCUCGUUAAAGUUAUCGAUAUUAUUAUCAGUUAUUAUUAAUAGUCAUUUUAUUUGUAAUGUUGCAGGUUAGCAGAGGUUAACCCUCCAGCCACUAGGGGGCCUCAAAGCUGAAUGUUCAGCCUCACCUGAGGAGAAUUAAACCCACCUGUCUUUAUCUCUUAUAGGCUUCAAAAUAAAUGUAGGAAACAAGAAGAAAAUGAGCCGCAGGGAGAAGCUGUGCUUUGAGGUUUUCUGACAUAAUUAAGUCAAAAUCGUUGGACUCCACUGUCGCGCAGUGAGUGACGUCAGCCGACAGGUAUGAUGGGAAUGAUUGACAGGUAGCCAUCAUUCCCGUCAGUGAGGAUGUGGAUGUGAAACGGCGUCAAACAGAAGUUAUCCUGCUGGGACCGAAAAAGAAAGUCAGAGGAUGGAGUGAACCUUGUGGCCUGUAAACAACAGAAACCUGUUGGUGGAAACAGCAGCUUGAAGAGAUGACAAAGUCUGAAGAGGUGUCAUCUAAUACGAGAGUGUCUGAGGGCAAACACCACAGAGAGAGACAACAACACAAACACUGAUGAACAGAGAAACUUCUGUUGUUAGAGGACAGAGCAGAGCUGGACCGACCACUCAGUCAGUUUCACUCACACACAAUGGACCAACGUCUGAAUUUUAUCCCAGAGGAACUACAAAAUAACUUCCCUCCUGGCCUGUUGAAGGCUGCCAACAGUCUGGUUGAGGACUACACACAGAGGACACACAACACAAAUCUUCAUGACUUUUUUUCUCUUUUGAAGGACUUUGUCAUCACAGUAAAGAAGAAAAAAGACUCCCACACUCGAACACCUGGUCGAGUGAAGGUGUUUUCACUUGUUACUGGUCAAACCUGUGGUGCUGAUGUGACCAUCCUGAAGAAAGUGAAGAACUGCAGAGGGAUCACUGUGGAGGAGACCAAUCACUGGGACCAAUGUGACGUCAUCAUCGUCUUCUGUCCAAUAAGUGGUCGUCCUGGUUCAGAUGUGCAGGACGCCAUGAGCAGAGUUCAAGGUGACUCACCUGUCAUCCUGGUCCUGAUGCAUCACACCCGAAAACCAGAUCAUGCAGCUGGAGCAACAAACUGGUUUGAGACCUACCCACAGGUUGUGUUGGACGUUGAUGUUCUCUUCCACGACAGUGUACCAGGAUUACUGCAGUGUGAGAGAAAUGAAAAUACAGUCCAACAGAUACACAGAGAGUUAAUGGAACGAGGAGGAAGCCAAGAGAGAGGAGAUGGGGAGGACUAUAUCUUAUUGAGGAGCCCAGUUGCAGAUGGGAAGAAACUGUUCUAGUGGCGUGAGGUCUUGGUUUUGAUGGACUGCAACCUCCUGCCAGAAGGGAGUGUCCUGAAGAGUUUGUGACCAGGAUGGGAGGGAUCGGCCAUGAUCUUUCCUGCCCACCUGGUCCUGGAGGUGUACAGGUCCUGGAGAAAAGGCAGGUUACAGCCGAUCACCUUCUCAGCAGACCGGAUGACACGCUGCAGUCUGCAUCCCCGUCCCUGGCAGUAGCAGCAGUGUACCAGAUGAUGAUGGAGGAGGUGAGGAUGGACUCAAUGAUGGAAGUGUAGAAGUGCACCAUCAUUGUCCUUGGCAGGUUGAACUUCUUCGGCUGCCACAGGAAGUACAUCCUCUGCUGGGCCUUCUUGAUCAGAGAGCUGAUGUUUAGCUCCCACUUGAGGUCCUGGGUGAUGAUGGUCCCCAGGAAACAGAAGGACUCCACAGUUCUGACUGAGGAGUCACACAGGAUGAUGGGGGAGGGUGAAGCUGUGUUCUUCCUGAAGUCUACAACUAUCUCCACUGUCUUCACAGCGUUGAGCGUUGUUUUCACUGCACCACGUAACCAGCUGAUCAAUCUCCCUCCUGUAGGUGGACUCAUCCCCGCCACAGAUGAGCCCAAUGAGGGUGGUGUCGUCAGCAAACUUCAGGAGUUUGACAGACUGGUGACUGGAGGGUUCAUAAAUUUAGCUUCUGAUUAUAUUUUUUCUUUUCUUUCAGCAAUUUACAAAAUAUCUUUUCAGAGACCUCAAUGUGAAUAAAAAUUCUUCCUCACUCAUUUGUCCUGUGAGUGUGAAAGGGUAGGGUUUUUUUCCCUCUUUUUACUUUAUCUUUUUUUGAGUGACAGACUCAGUAUAAUCAGACAGUCCUGUCCUCUCAGACACUGAAAACCUCUGUUCACUGUCACAGAACUCAUAUUAGAAAUUCAUAGAGUGAAAUCUGAAGUGAUUCAGCAGACUGUAGGACUGAAUCUUAAACUCACAGUGAUGUUUUAUUCUGUCUUUUCUUUUGCUUCUCACAUCACUAAAUCUGUGUUAAACAGCCUUUGUUAAGAUUUCUCAGGUUGUCUCUUUGAUUUGAAUUCGUUGUUGUAUAUUGUGGUUCCUGCUUUAAAAAGGUUGUGUCCUAAAAUUCAGUACAAACACCUUCACUGUUGAGCUGCUCUUCAGUCUUUGUUAACUGAUCUGUCUGAAUGAUCAAUAAACUGAUGCACUGGUA
Messenger RNA from Lates calcarifer (barramundi perch), 2876 nucleotides. RefSeq lists its product as uncharacterized. NCBI's taxonomy places the organism in Eukaryota, Metazoa, Chordata, Actinopteri, Centropomidae. The record is from RefSeq and is a predicted model, not a curated record. Bases 1002 to 1676 code for a protein of 224 amino acids. The transcript has 9 exons.